Messenger RNA from Penicillium chermesinum, 609 nucleotides. It is a transcript of the gene pin1, whose product is annotated as peptidylprolyl isomerase ESS1. The record is from RefSeq and is a predicted model, not a curated record. The transcript has 3 exons. NCBI's taxonomy places the organism in Eukaryota, Fungi, Ascomycota, Eurotiomycetes, Eurotiales, Aspergillaceae. Bases 1 to 609 code for a protein of 202 amino acids. Gene Ontology annotation, molecular function: protein binding; peptidyl-prolyl cis-trans isomerase activity. Gene Ontology annotation, cellular component: cytosol; nucleus.
AUGGCUGAGACAGGACUGCCCUCCGGUUGGGAGGUUCGCCAUUCGAACUCCAAGAAUCUGCCCUACUACUUCAACCCCGCUACCAAGGAAUCUCGCUGGGAACCUCCAGCAGACACCGAUACCGAGACUCUUAAGCUUUACAUGGCCACACACCACACCCCUGCCGCCAGGAUGGAAGCCUCUGGACAAGGUGAUGGUAAGAUUCGCUGCAGCCACUUGCUGAUCAAGCACCGAGACAGCCGCCGUCCCAGCAGCUGGCGCGAGGCUGAGAUCACCCGCUCCAAGGAAGAGGCUAUUGAGAUCCUGAAGCAGCAUGAGGCACGUAUUCAAUCCGGUGAAACUACUCUAGGGGACAUAGCCGUUUCCGAGUCCGAUUGCAGCAGCGCCCGCAAGAAGGGUGACCUUGGGUUUUUUGGACCCGGGGAGAUGCAGAAGGAAUUCGAAGAUGCCGCUUUUGCCCUCCAGCCUGGCCAAGUCAGCGGUAUUGUUGAGACCGCGUCUGGCGUCCACCUCAUUCAACGGUAUGUAGAAGCUGCUUUUUCUUAUCUGGACUGUAAGCCUCUGCUGACUUGCCUCUCUACAGUGUUCAAUAAACUUACCAUCACCUGA